Messenger RNA from Carassius auratus (goldfish), 2103 nucleotides. RefSeq names its product type 2 phosphatidylinositol 4,5-bisphosphate 4-phosphatase-like. NCBI's taxonomy places the organism in Eukaryota, Metazoa, Chordata, Actinopteri, Cypriniformes, Cyprinidae. The transcript has 5 exons. The record is from RefSeq and is a predicted model, not a curated record. Bases 156 to 539 code for a protein of 127 amino acids. Gene Ontology annotation, molecular function: phosphatidylinositol-4,5-bisphosphate 4-phosphatase activity. Gene Ontology annotation, biological process: phosphatidylinositol dephosphorylation. Gene Ontology annotation, cellular component: plasma membrane; phagocytic vesicle membrane; lysosomal membrane.
GAUGUAUCUGUUUUUAUCAGCCUAUAAAAAAUCCACCAACAGGGAAGAAGUAUGUUAGAUGUCCUUGCAACUGCCUGCUAAUCUGUAAAGACACGUCUAGGAGGAUAGGAUGCCCUCGGCCCAACUGCAGACGGAUCAUCAACCUGAGUCCUGUGAUGGUGAUCCCAGAGGAGCAGCCCGCCCAGCCAGCUCUGCCCGUCCAGCCCGAGGGCAUGCGUGUGGUCUGCGGCCACUGCGGCAACACAUUCCUUUGGAUGGAGCUACGGUUCAAUACACUGGCCAAGUGCCCGCAUUGCAAAAAAAUAUCCUCUGUAGGCAGUGCUCUACCCAGAAGGCGCUGCUGUGCCUACAUUACAGUAGGAAUGAUCUGCAUUUUCAUCGGUGUCGGUUUAACAGUGGGCACUCAGGACUUCGCCAGGCGUUACCAUGCUACUUACGUGUCCUGGGCCUUCGCGUAUCUCCUGGGCCUCAUCUGUUUGGUACGGGCCUGCUACUGGGGAGUGAUUAAAGUCAGCUAUCCAGAAAACACCUUUGCGUAGACAAAGCCUCCGUCCUUCAAGUCCUUAGUGUUUGAUUUCUCUUAAUUUGAACAGGUUAACUGUUACAAGAACAUAAGAAUCCAGGGGGUUUAGAUACUAGAUACUAUGUUUCAGAUUGAGUUAUUGAUUAGCUCUGAUGUAACUGAUUUGAACCCACGUUAUGAUGCCUUGAGCUAUUAAGGUGAAAUCGGUGAUUCAAAAAAAUAAUACAAAUAAUCCGUUCAUGGUACACCUCUUGGAUUUGUCAUGGUGGGUGGAUUACAAACAUAUUUUAUGUACUGCAUUUUGUUAACAACUUGACCAAAAGAGAUGAACAAUUUGUCCAUUGCACUACGAUUUUAUGCAAUUCUUCUGUUGUGUUGCUGCUAGUCACUACAGCUGUUAGGAGCUGAGAGAUGUCAUGUGUUCAGAGAGCCUGCCAGCACCCAUGAUGGCACUAUCUGUCACGUUCAGAUAUAUUUAACUGUUCUUUAAAUGCCGUGCCAACAUUUUUCUUGUUUAGUAUCCGUCUCCCUCGGAUGAAAUUUAGCAGUAUUUUCAAACCCUUUUGGCUGCUCAAACUCACUGUCAGCAAUAAUCAUGCUUUUGUGUGGCUUUAAAAGAAAAACUGCAUGUUCACAGACACCGGACCUGUAAAACAAACUUCUGGGUUCAAUACAAGUUAAGCUGAUUAGACAGCACUUGUGGCAUGAUAUUGACUGAAUAACACAAAAAUUAUUUUGACCAGUGCUUUCUUCCACCUUCAAUGGCAUGACUGAGGUGAGACCCUUGAGCAAGACACAGAACGUGUGUGUGUGUGUGUGUGUGUGUGUUCAUUUACUACUCACUGUUGUGUGUGUGCACGUGGAUGGGUUAAAUGCAGAGCACAAAUUCCGAGUUUGAAGCUCCAUACAUUGCUAUAUGUCAGUUCACUCACUAAUUUGCCUAAACAACUAAAACAGCUUGGCAGAUGUAUAGAAGAAUUAUUGUAAAUGCAUUUUUACAAUUAUAAGCUUCACGUUUAUAUUUUUAAAUAAUCUGAAAAUUGGCCCCAGUCACUUCCAUUCUAAGAGCCUUACUGUAACCUUAGUUUUUGGUUUAAAGAAUAAAAUAUAAGUAUAAAAUAUUUAUUUUGUGGCCACAAAUGCUGUGUAAUUGAUCUUAACUUAAACUGAAUCUGAAAUAUUUCUUCAGUUUUACUCACUGAUCAGUAAUAUUGACACGUGGUGAAUGGGAAACGCAUGAUUUUAUUUGGAUUCUUUUGUACUCAGAAAUUGUGUUUUGUUAGUCUGUCACUGACGGGGCACUGUGUGUAGAAUGUAAACGCCCCACUGCUACCCGCCUAAAUCCACAACCUGCCACAACCUUGCUAGUAUUGCUGUAGCUUACAUUUACAGUAGUUCUGUAUUUUGUCAAGACAAAUGGAGAUUACUAUACUAUCUAAACUUGUUCUGAAUGUGACAAGUCAGUGGAGUCCUUGUACAUAGGAAACUGAGCACACAAAGUCUGUAGUUCAAGUUGGAAUAUGGCUUGGGUCUUUUUAAAACAAUAAUUUCUCAAUAAAAUGCUAAAAUAUUCUUUGCCC